AUGCUGGAGAAAAAAAGUGCCGCAGUCUCUAGUGUACCCGAAAAGAUGGUACAGAACCCGGCGCCAGCGUCAGUGGGCAUAGCAAAAAUUGAUGAUGCAAAAAUUGCAACAACGGCGAGGACAAUUGCAAAUGAGAACCGCAUUGUGUGUGAGGAUGUGAUAAUGGUUAUGGCAUUGGAACAGAUAAUAUUUGCAAUGCCAGCAGAUUGCAAUGCACUUGCGGCAAGAUCUGCUGUUAUCAAAACUGUUUUAGAUUUUCGGCGAAUCGAGUCGAGCAGAAGUAUGCAAUUUGGUAGCAAAUGUGUGCCGCGUCUCGUCACGGUGCUGAUGUCACAGUCACUCCUUCUCCCGAAAACAACUCCGUUGAAAGCGCCCGGAUCUCACCCUUCUCCUUCCAUCGGGGCCUCUACUUCCGAUUAUGUCUUCGCCUCCUCGUUCUCGUACAUCUCGCAGUUCAUCGUCAUUACAGACGCGGACCAACACCCAGACCCAAACGCGCGCUCAGAAUUUCCUUUCUGCACAAGUCGUCAGGAAAACAUCGGUGGAGUUGGUUUGGGAAAUGCUAGAUACGCAAGGAGACCUAUCACCACGCAGAUCAACGUCCGUGACUGUUGCUCCUUUGUAGACGAGCCUGAGCCUUUAGAUCGCAAAUAUGCGCACGGUUGACCUAAGAAAAAUGCACCUAGGUCUUGACUUUUGGCUUUGAUUGUUCCUGAACAAUGUUCAACAGGAUUUAGGUAGACACUUGAGGAGUGGGGAUGGCUGCUUGAAAAGGAAUUGAGAGGCAAUCGUUGGGCAUCAGAGUCGGUGCUUGCUCUCGUUUAUGGAUGUUUC
Molecule: messenger RNA, 834 nt
Organism: Suillus subalutaceus
Lineage: Eukaryota; Fungi; Basidiomycota; Agaricomycetes; Boletales; Suillaceae
Exons: 7
Coding region: 1-666 (221 amino acids)
Source: RefSeq, a predicted model, not a curated record